This is a messenger RNA of Helianthus annuus (common sunflower), 747 nucleotides long. Its product is annotated as sodium/potassium/calcium exchanger 1-like. The coding region runs from base 1 to 747 and encodes 248 amino acids. The transcript has a single exon. The record is from RefSeq and is a predicted model, not a curated record. Lineage: Eukaryota; Viridiplantae; Streptophyta; Magnoliopsida; Asterales; Asteraceae.
AUGGCUGAUAAAUUGGAUGGGGCAUACAAAGAAUUAGAAGACUGUUACAAUAAAAUGAGCAUAUUGUUAAAACAGUCAAAGACUGAAUACCCAAACAGCCUCCUGGUACACAUUAAAUACUCACAAUGUAUGACAUUGUUGGAGAACAUCUCAAAAUUUGUUGAUGAAAAUGCCAAAGAAGUGCCAGCUGAAAGAGAAGAAGGUACAAAUGUAACUGAGGUUGAAAAUGAGGUGGUAUUAGGAGGUGAAAAUGAAGAAGAAGGGGAAAAGGAGAUGGCUGGAAUAGAAAACGCUAUUGAAGUGCAAACAGUCGAUGAAAACGCCAAAGAAUUUGAAAAUGAAGAAGAAGGAGGAGGUGAAAAUGAAGAAGAAGGGGAGAAGGAGAUGCCUGGAAUUGAAAACGCCAUUGAAGUGGAAACAGCUGAUGAAAAUGCCAUUGAAGUGGAAAGAGUUCAUGAAAACGCCAUUGAAGUUGAAAAUGAAGGAAAAGGAGAAGGAGAAGGAGAGGGAAAAGGAAAAGGAAAAGGGGAAGGAGAAGGAAAAGGAGAAGAGGAAGGGGAGUCGGAUGGGAAUGGUGAAGGGGAUGGAGAAGGAGAAGGAGAAGGAGAAGGGGAAGGAGAAGGGGAUACAAGAGUAGAAAAGAAAGGGAUAUGGCUGGAGAACAAAACGCCGAACCCUCGACUGCUACAACAGCCCCCAUAUAUGAUGAUAAUGAUGAGGAUACUAUAUCAUCAGAUGAAGAUAUAA